Prorocentrum cordatum is the source of this 711-nucleotide messenger RNA. NCBI's taxonomy places the organism in Eukaryota, Dinophyceae, Prorocentrales, Prorocentraceae. The record is from the annotation of a GenBank genome assembly.
AUGAUCCGCAUGUCGCAGAGCGGGCAGCCCGACGAGCUGGAGGUGGCCAAGCAGUUCAUUGACGCAUACAAGUCGCAGAACUUGAAGGUGAUUCGGUCGCUGAAGGGCCAGUCGGACGAUACGAACUCACAGUUGGCUGGUGACGUCGACGCCGAGGGGAAGCUCGUGAACCCGUCCAGGUGGGGCUUGUUGACCGACGGCGACGCCAGCAACCACCAGCCAUGCGGAGCCGAGCCGCCGAAGAAGCGAGGCAGGGGCAAGCCAUCGAUGGAGGAUGAGGAGAAGUUCUGGGAGGAGGUCAAGCAGGCAGACUUCCAGGUGCCAACAGAUGGCAGGCUCGGUCGAAUCGCAAGCCGUUGGAACCGCGCCAUCAAAGACCCAGAGCUGAAGAAGAAGUACGACUCGACUACACAAGCGGUCGGGCAGAGCAUGGACGAGGCCAAGCGCCAGUUCCGCGUGGACUGGGCCAAGGACGAGUAUAAGGCGUUCUUGAAGGAGAAGAGCAUCACCACCACGAGCUCGCGCAGCACCUUCACCAACAUGGCGGUGAAAUACGUGUCCAAGGCCCUCGUCAUGGGGGCGCCGUGGGUCCUCUGGGAUGAGAUGACGGAAUCGGUCCGAGUGCUGUACGUGACGAAGGGGAUCAACCAAGUGUUCACGGUGGCGUGGCAGCAGCAUGAGAAGUGGACCAACGAGGAGACGCAAGGAUAA